CUAUUUUUAGGACCUGCUGCCGCAAGCCGCAACCCGCCCACGUGUUUGGGUCGCAACGUCUGGGUACCUAGUGUACCGGUAGUGUUUGUCGGCGACGAUGCUAUGUACUGUAAUGCUAGAUCAGGAAUGCGCCACACCUAACAAUAACGGCCUCUCUUGCACCGUCAACGGAUUCUGCGUAGCCGAUGUGCUGCGCCGCUUCCUUUGUCAUCGCACCGUUGGGUUGAUUGUAUACACAAAGUGAGAAGAGUGAGAUAAUUAUGUCGAGGGAGAAAUUGAACAUGUCUUUGUCUCGCUUUCUUUGGCAAAACCGAAACUGGUGCUGUUCCUGCGGCAGAUCAUCUCCAGGAUAUACUAGACUCCAAGAACGAUAAGCCAUGUCGAAACGCAGUGUCUUCACUACUGUCACGCCGCUACCAUCCGGCAUCACGCGCCAGAUCGUCCUCGACUUCCUCCAUAACCAUGAGGAGAUGAUCGACCUGAACCCGCUGGUCAAGGAGCGUCAUCCGAUCCCAACGCCGCCUCAUGCAGCGGCGGACGAGCAAGAUUGCCAAUGGUACUCGCUGACGGACAAGAUAUCCUACCUGCCUGGAGGGCUCGUAACAGGCGAUGUCACGUAUACCUGCGCAUUCCACGAUCUGCCGACUGGCCUGCAAACACACUGCUAUGCGCCAGCCGGCCUGACCAUCCGCGACAAAUGGACCGUCGGCGGUUCCCUCCCGAAUGAGCCUCCCCAGCCUACCGAGCUUGGCCUCAGGGCGCCACCAACAGGGCUCUACCUGCGUGAAGACGUCGACAUGCGGUGCAAUGUCAUCAUGGCGAGCUUUGUCAAGAAGACACUCAAAAGGUCGCACGCUGCGUUGGUGGAGCAGCUAACCAUCAAGGCCGAAAUCGCCAGUUCUAGCAGCAGCCGG
Canariomyces notabilis is the source of this 914-nucleotide messenger RNA. RefSeq lists its product as uncharacterized. The transcript has 2 exons. The record is from RefSeq and is a predicted model, not a curated record. The annotation marks the transcript as partial. NCBI's taxonomy places the organism in Eukaryota, Fungi, Ascomycota, Sordariomycetes, Sordariales, Chaetomiaceae.